Molecule: messenger RNA, 3675 nt
Organism: Alligator sinensis (Chinese alligator)
Lineage: Eukaryota; Metazoa; Chordata; Crocodylia; Alligatoridae
Gene: PREPL
Product: prolyl endopeptidase like
Exons: 14
Coding region: 596-2596 (666 amino acids)
Biological process (GO): proteolysis
Cellular component (GO): cytoskeleton; Golgi apparatus
Molecular function (GO): serine-type endopeptidase activity
Source: RefSeq, a predicted model, not a curated record
AGAGGCAGCUCCUACUGGCAUUGGGUGUCUCUUGCCUCGCAGAGGACGGGCCACGUCGUGGGGGUGUGUCGGAGUGCCGGCCGUCCCCUGGAGAAGGAGGCCAGGGCUUUUUUUGCAGUUGCCAGGUCCUCAAUAGGAAAUGUUGGUGUUGCAAGCUCAAAAUGAUCGUACUUGCUGAAAAACUCGAGUGCGCUGGGGGGAAAAAGAUGCAAAGUACAGUGCAAAUAAGUAGGCAGAUCAGUCUUCUGGUUUAUUUUAUGUAGCUCACUGUAAGUCUUUGGCUCAGAUCAAGUGGAUUGGGGGAUCCAAACAGUGCCAUAGCAAGAGGGGCAAGCAGGGUGCCAAGGGGUGCGGGACAGAGCUGCGAGCGGUUUGUUUGUGGGGACAGGGGAAGGGUGGCUCCCACCGCUGUGUGCGCUCCCGGGCAAGCAUGGGGGGUGGGGGUGCCCCCUGGAUUUGUGCACAGGGCAAGGGCCGGAUGCCACUGUGGGCUUUGCCCUAGACGCCCAACUUCGUUGUUACAGCACUGGAUCCAAAGCACAAGACCUCCAGACUUGCUGCCAAUGGAUUUGGUAGUUUCUGAAGCCCCAGGCUGAUGCUUGUCACUGGUGGUAGCAUCACACAGACUCGAAUGAUUGAGCUUUGCUAUAAAUUGCCAGAUCUUCUAAAAUCAGAGCAGGAAAACUGGAAAGUAAUGUCAGCAAGAUAUAAGGAUAUGGCAGAAAAAAUCAAACAGAAAUUAGAAGUAUUCUAUGACAAGUAUACAUUCAAUCAAGACCGCCCAAUGAUUAGAUUUGGGAAUUUUGUUUACUUUGAAGAAAAUGGCUGCAUAUUGCGUUCAGUAGCUGAUGGAGACAAAGGAAGUGCUGAAGUUUUACUUAGUACUGAAGAUCUUUGUUUUCAUGAUGCCUUCAUUCAACGCCUCAGAAUUUCCCCUGAUGAAAGGUAUAUGGCUACCAGCAUUAAAAGCUCAAAUUCUGAAGAGUCAACCUGUAUUAUUAUGAAACUUGAUAAGUUACCCGUGAUAGAAAGAAUUAUCCCAAAUGUGUUUAGCUUUGAAUGGGCUACAAAUAAUGUUCUGUUUUACACCAGUCAAGAAAACCUCGUAUGCCAUAAUGUGUUUCUGACCACUUUGACUAAUACAAAACAUACUGAGCUAGUUUACACAGAACAAGAUCCAAGAUUUUUUGUGGAUAUAUGUUGCACAAAGGAUAGGCGUUUUCUCACUAUCAACAGUAACAGCAAGACUACCUCUGAAGUUUGGUUGGUUGACUGUAGCCAUCCUUUUAAAUCACCUGUUCUUGUACAACAGCGAACAAAAGGGGUUAUUUACCAUAUUGAGCACAGAAAUGAUGAAUUAUAUAUUCUUACUACAUAUGAACAACCUGCAGAAUACAAGCUGAUGAAGACACCACUUGGUUCCUGUGGCAUGGAAAACUGGCAGUCUGUUUACACACUGAAAGAAAAGACUAAGCUAAUAGACAUGGAGAUGUUCAAAGAUCAGUGUGUGAUGUUUCUGAAAUACUACAAUCAUCUUUAUUUAAAUGUGAUUUCUCUUGGUUCUCACUCUGUUCAGUCUGUUGAGCUACCUGCCUGGGCCUGUGCAUUUGAAUUGGAACCCCAUCCUGAGUACAACACCAGUGCUUGCUAUUUUCAGCUUGCCUCCCCUGUUCAGCCCCCUAAACGUUUUGCAUAUUCAUUGGUGGAAAACCAUCUCAUUGAGCAAGUUGAGCAAGAGGUACCAAUUACACUGAAUUGUCACACUGUACAUUUAACAGCUAAAAGCAAGGAUGAAACUUUGGUGCCAAUUACAGUUUUUCAUAAUACGAAUUCUAAAGAGCUACACAGGAAACCACUUCUAGUUCAUGUAUAUGGAGCUUAUGGCAUAGAUUUGAACAUGAGCUUUAAAGCUGAGAAUUUGAUGUUAAUUGACAAUGGUUGGAUAUUAGCAUAUUGCCAUGUUAGGGGUGGAGGAGAGUUAGGCCUUGGCUGGCAUAGAGAUGGAUGUAAGCAUAAUAAACUCAAUGGUUUCUAUGACCUAAAGGCUUGCAUGAUGCUGCUGCAUGAAGUAGGAUUUUCUCAGCCAAAGUAUACAGCUCUGAUAGGUGCCAGUGCAGGAGGAGUUCUUGCUGGAGCCCUUUGCAAUGCUGACCCAGAACUCUUCGGAGCCAUGGUCUUACAGGCCCCUUUCUUGGAUGUUUUAAAUACAAUGUUGGACAUUCAUCUCCCACUGACAAUUGAAGAACAGGAAGAAUGGGGAGACCCUUUAACAGAUGAUAAAUGCAUGGAGUAUAUUAAGAGUUACUGUCCAUAUCAUAAUAUUAAGCCACAGCAUUAUCCUUCAGUCUUAAUCACAGCUUAUGAAAAUGAUGAACGAAUACCACUGACAGGAGUAUUAAGAUAUAUUCAUAAACUCAGAAAAGCUGUAAUGGAUCAUGCUAGCAGUAAAUAUAAGCAAGGAAGUCCAGCACCUAACAUCAUCUUAAAUGUUCAGACAGGAGGUAGUCAUUGUGCUCCAUCUUGGGAGGAUUCAUUAAAUGAGGUGGCAGGACACCUUGCUUUUCUGCAUAGAGAACUCAAACUUGAGGGGAAGUAACUUGCAGUGGUUUAUUUAUUAUGCAGUUGUUUUUAUAUAUUGCAGCAAAUGCUAAAGAAGUAGACAUAUACAUCCAUGAGCUUAUCGGACAGCUGAAAAAACUACAUCAUGCAUAUGCAAUUUAAAAAUGGAUCACUCACUUUGGAAAAGCUACCAGCUACAAUACAGUCCCACUUUCAGGUCCCUGCUUUCAGCGUACAAUCAGGAAUUUCAGAAGGCAGAGUUUUGUGGGUUAUUCACUUACAUAGACACAGCAACUGCGAGUGGUAAAAUCCUCCCCUGCUGAAUGAAAUAAGCAACUCCUUGUGAUACCUGGUGCUUUUGCAAACAAAGAAUCAAGAUGACUGAUUAAUACAGCUGCAUCCCAAUUCUGUAGGAGAAGUUGGAUCCCUUGGUAAAAAUCUUUGGUGCACAAUUAUGCCAUGGUCAGUAAGUUUCUCUUACCUGAUACCAGCACAUGAACUCAUCCAGGACUACUAAAUAACUGUCUUACUCUUUUCUGAAAUUUUCCUGCUGCUGUGUAAUUAAAAUAUUUUUAAUUGUGCUAAUAACAUCUUUGCUUCUAGCUAUUUCAAAUAAUCCACUGCUCUUUUAGACUACGUGCCACAAACCAGAAACAUCUUCGUACAAAACAAGUUCUGUUUAUCAUGAACUUUCAUAGGAUUUGGGCCUCAGUUGUGGCAGACAAGUACAGCCCACAGAAGUGACCAAUGCAUGACCACAGCACAACUGGAAAUCUUAAAGCAGGGGUUGGCAACAUUUUUGGGCAGAGUGCCAAAAACACCCACAAACACUUGUAAGAUAUUGGCAUGCUAGGGGCGGACAGCAAGGAGCUGCAAGGGGCUCGAUCCUUGUUGUGGCAGCACAGCCCUAGACCAUUCCCCAGUCUCCCCUGAGGCACGCAUGCCAAGCAAAAUGCCUUCAUGUAGCAUGCUCUGGCACGUGUGCCGGGGGUUACCUACUAAGGCUGUGCGAAGCUUCAGUCCCUGAUUCAAUUGGGCAGAGAUUCAGUGGCCAAAUCUUCAAAUCCAAAUAGAAUCAGAGGACCCUUUAGUCUCUCCAAAUCGAAUCAGAACCCU